Molecule: messenger RNA, 1713 nt
Organism: Metopolophium dirhodum (rose-grain aphid)
Lineage: Eukaryota; Metazoa; Arthropoda; Insecta; Hemiptera; Aphididae
Product: torso-like protein
Exons: 3
Coding region: 369-1364 (331 amino acids)
Source: RefSeq, a predicted model, not a curated record
UUGAACCUUGAAAAAAAUCAACUUUUUUUUAACUGAGAUAAGUUAAUUGUAUUUUCUAUCUAAACUUUUAACUUUCUUUCUUUUGGGUUAUUUGGUCGCUAUGACCAUCUCACAACCAAUUCUCCAGCCGUCUCUGUUCAUCGCCAAAUCCUUACCGUUUACUCCGCCUCUUAAUAACUUUAAACUUAUCUAAUUAAAUUUUUUUUUGUUAACUUUUAACUUAAUUGAAGGCAAUUUAAUUGAAUUAACUUAACUUGCCACUGUUAAUUAUUUUCACUAACUUUCACACCUUUGGCAAUAUCGGAGAACUGUGCGUAACGUCACCACUCACCCGGUGUCUGCACUUCACGGAUCCGACGACGGCAAUAAUGGACGCGUUGGCCGUCGCGGCGAUCCUGAUGCUUGCGCUGAGGGCGGCUGUCUGCGUGGACGCGGCCGCUAACGUGGACAUCGGUCGCAGCGUGGACUUGCUCCAGCGGUUCGGUAUUAUCGGCGACGUGCUGUACGGCGACGUGUCCAACACCAAGGAGUCGGUCACCCACGACAUAAUCGACGGGGCCGAUCGUUUCACUGAAGUUUUAAAUGUGACCAAAAACCAUACAAAUCUACUAAACAUCACGUUUUGUCCCGAUUUGGACUGCCUAUUCGACGUAUAUUUUGAUGGCUUUCAAGUUGAUCUAACCGAUAAACCAUGGAAACUGUUGACAACAAGUAGAUCACGACAUAUGGUAUCUGAACGUUUUGGUGUGCCUGAUAUAGCAAUGGGAUUCGGACAAAAAUUCGUAAUUGUGUCUUAUAGGCGACCGGUGAAACGUAUUAAAACAUUUGAUAACUUUACACAAGUUGCAGAACUAAAAUCAUCAAUAUCCGACAAAUUUAAAUGUAUGUCCAUUGGUAUAGAAUCCUUGGUGACGGAUUUUAUUACAGAGCAUGGAUCACAUUAUAUUGAUGAAUACACAUUAGGAGAUACUGUUUUCCAGGUGUUGGUGUACCUUCCGGUGUUCUACGACAAGUUCUACAAAUGCGUGCUCAACAACUGUUCGGAAUCGGACACGACGUUGUUGCUGUCGCCACUGUACACCGAAUACCAGGGACGUGUGACGAGCGUCGGGUUGGACGCGGUGGAGAAAUGGGUCGACACCAACCUACAGGUCGAGUCCAAGCUGGGCCACACGUAUAUCAGCCUGUACGCGCUCAAGAACCGACCUGAGCUGUUCGCCGAAAUCGUCGCGCUAAUGAACGAGCAGUCGGUGGUCGGGCUGCACCUCAAGGUCGUGUCCGCGUUCCUCGCCGAGCCAGUCAAGCGGAAAUGGUUCACCGAGGUGCUGGACAACCAUGUAAAACUCCGCGAACUCAACCUCUAAACCAUCGGCCGGAAAUUAUGAAGAACGGUCCGUUUGUAUUAAAUAACAUAAAAUAUUAUAGAUUACACCGUUAAAAAAUAGUAUUAUGUUCGAAACGUGUAAAUUGUCUAUACUCUAAUAAUAUAAUACAUAGGAAUACCGUAUAUACAAUAAUUGCAGCACAUCGAUGGUUGGUGGGAGACCGUCAACGUGAACGAAAAGAAAAAAACAAUUUAUUAUUUAUUAUUUUCGAGCAUUUUAUUAUAAUAAUUGUAUAUAACUAUAUGUUUGCAUUGUCCAAUGUUUGUUUAAAAAUAAAACUAAGUAAAUUUUAUUGAAGAAAAUUCAAUAAUUCUAUUUCGUGUAAAAU